Messenger RNA from Mollisia scopiformis, 1227 nucleotides. RefSeq lists its product as uncharacterized. Bases 1 to 1227 code for a protein of 408 amino acids. The record is from RefSeq and is a predicted model, not a curated record. The transcript has 3 exons. NCBI's taxonomy places the organism in Eukaryota, Fungi, Ascomycota, Leotiomycetes, Helotiales, Mollisiaceae.
AUGUCUAAAUUGCUUCUUGCACUGUCUGUUCUUUCUUCUCCCCUAGUUCUUGCAUCAACGCCCGUGAAUGUCCCACUCGCAACAGCCACCGUCGAGAAUCUAGGCAUAGUCUCUGAUCCAGCCUCAAACACAGAGGGAAUAUUCCAUGACGGUGGCGGUGGGGCAACGCAAAAUGGAUAUCAUGUCCAAGUCUUCGCUGAUUCGGACACGACGAGUGAUGGUUUCAAUUUUGUGCAUAACUCAGUUGCUUAUUUUGGCUUUCGCGAUGCCAGCAAUCCGCUCGAUGAGUAUACCUUCGGCAUGAAUGGUACAACAGGAGAUGCGAUAUUUACUGGCGAUGUACCAGUCGGCCCCAUCACCGCGAAUGAAACAGCGUUGGGACCUGACUUUGCGAUUUGGAUGUUGUCAGGAAUGACUCCCAUGCUUGACGGUUCAACCAUCCUCGGCGUAUUCCCAGCUCUGAACGAAGGGACAAGCGAGUCCCUAUACUCAACGAUGGUCCAAAUGACAGUUGUUGACCCUUACGACGUGGCUCCCGGCGGUAAUCCACCCUUCACAAGACUCGGGACAGGUCGCCUCUUCUACCCGAACGAGGUCAAUUACGGAACAUUCGCUUUAUCGGCGGAUAUUGAUGGAUAUCUCUAUCUUUUCGGCAGUGAUGUAACAGGCGUAAAGCUCGCUCGCGUCCCUGACACAGCAUCCACAAUCGCUGAUCGAGUGGCAUACGAGUACUAUAACUCCGCUACCGGGGACUGGCAAGGCGAUCCUCUCGCUCUCAACAAUGCGGAUGGAAAUAUUAUAACGUGGUCCUCCGAUCCCUUGGGCGUUGUAGUCGGACCUAAUGUUGGCGAUGUAUGGUACGACCCAUACCAUGAAACCACGAUGAUGAUGUGGGGUGACGGUGGUAUCGAUGGUACAUUUUGGUUCUCGUACGCAACGACAAACUCGCUGGAGGGACCGUGGAGCACGCCAGUUGCGAUUUGGACCCCAUUUGUGCCGAGUGGGUGUGAUGCGACGAGCGAGGCAUGGAAUUAUCAAGGACAUGCGCAUCCCGGCUGGGACAGCACUGGAAAGACGUUGUUGAUUAGUUAUGCGAGCUGUGCAUUAUUACCAGAUAUUAUCAUCAGGUGGCAAAAUUCAAUCUUGAGCUUCAAUAGAGCCACAGUACUGAGAACCUCCGUUGGGCAAAUGUGUUCGAAGCGGGUGAAGCUUGACGCAGAGAAUUGA